Molecule: messenger RNA, 5252 nt
Organism: Megalops cyprinoides (Indo-Pacific tarpon)
Lineage: Eukaryota; Metazoa; Chordata; Actinopteri; Elopiformes; Megalopidae
Gene: bcl9l
Product: bcl9 like
Exons: 9
Coding region: 562-5247 (1561 amino acids)
Biological process (GO): negative regulation of transforming growth factor beta receptor signaling pathway; canonical Wnt signaling pathway; positive regulation of transcription by RNA polymerase II
Cellular component (GO): beta-catenin-TCF complex
Molecular function (GO): beta-catenin binding; transcription coactivator activity
Source: RefSeq, a predicted model, not a curated record
CUGAAAAGCCCGCUAGCUAGCUACCGAAACUAGUUGUGUACAGCGGCGUGUCGCGGUGCCUAUGGACUCUCCGUAGCGAGCAGACCGUGCGCUCUGCCCUUCACCCGUCUUCGCAAAGGAGUCAUGAGCCGCUCUUUUCUCAGGGACUCGUCUUCCCUUUUCUGCCGCGAAUACGAAUCUCGGACGACCGUCUCCGUCGUAGCCAGCAGCCCCGGCCUGAGCGGUGCCGCGGACGGAACAGCACCAGUCGUGCACGGUGCGUGAAAGCCCGGAGGAUCUCGCGCGGUGGCAGCGACGUCAAGGGCUGGCGGUGGCGGCCGGUUCAGGGGGAUGUCGGCUGGCCGUCACUUUUGACAUCGGCCUCAGACGCAACUGAACGGGUGCAACGUGGGGUUGCUGAAGAGACUUGGCAGAAACCAUGCUCCUCUGUGUACUCCGUCCCUGGGACAGUGUCAGCCGAGCGUCAGAGUGAGCUGUGUCCCCGAAUAGUCUUGCUGAGGGUCACACACAUCCGCACCCCUGCGGCCCCCAGCUCCACCUCCCUCAGCUUCAACCAAUCAAAUGCACCCAGACAGUAAACUGACCAACCAUGGCAAGCAAGUGAACAGCGGCGCCCAGUCCCAGAUCCCCAAUGUGAAUCAGCAGCAGCAGCAGCAGGGACCUGCCGGCAACCUGGGGCCAAAGGGGGUGGGGGCAGGGAACCAUGGGGCGAAGCCCAAUCAGAUUUCCCCAGGAAAUUCUGGGCUGAAGAGCACCUGCCAGUCCAGCAGCAGCGUGGCGGGGGUGCUGAAGGGCAAGGCCAAGCGGGAGAGGAGUGUGUCCAUGGACGCAGGUGACCAGAGGGACGCCCUCACACCUGUCCUCGAACCCGAUGCCAAAGUAGAGGGCGUGAUGCGGAGCAAGCGCCGCUGCGUCCUGGAGAAGAAGCAGCCGUACAGCGGGGAUGAGUGGUGCUCAGGAGCCGACACGGAGGAAGAUGAGGACAAGCCACCCGCUGUCCCGCACCGGGAACUUUCUAUGGCAGGCCCCAUCCAGCCCCUCUCUGGCCCCUCCCCAAUGGGGUCCAUCAACGAAUCGACUAGCUCCACUCUGGGGCGGGGAAUGGUCCCAGCACUGCACUCUGAGCUGCCCCGGCCUCACCAGCAGGUGGUGUACGUCUUCACCACUGGCCUAGCUAACAGUGCGGCAGAAGCAGUAAUCCACGGCCAUGCUGACUCCAUCCUUGUGUUUCACCAGCAGAAUGUCCCCCGUACCAAACUAGACCAGUGCACUGCAGUAAAGCUCCCCAGCCUAUCAGAGCAGCUGAGUUCCAGCAGCACCCCUCCCACCGGCACGCCCAAAUCCCAGAGCGGGACGCCUCGGCCAGCCUCUGUUGGGGGGACGGUAGGGGGACAUUUGCACCCUGCGGGGACCCCAACCUCUGCAGGCCACCCCGAGGACGAGCCCCCCCAAUCCAGGCCUGGGGGCGCCUCUGGUAGCAUGAGCAGCGCAGCUCCUCAUCCACCAGGGGGCGGCAGCGUGCCCAGCCUCGCAGCGGGAGGAUCCGGAUCGGGAGGUUCGGACGGGCCAGGCCUGCUGCCCCACGCCAGCGCCGGCAUCUCGCCUUCCCCCAGCCCGGCGGCGCUGCCCGGGCACCUGCAGGGCGAGCCGGGGCAGCGGGGCGGGCAGGGGAACACGGACGGGCUCUCCAAGGAGCAGCUGGAGCACCGGGAGCGCUCGCUGCAGACGCUGCGCGACAUCGAGAGGCUGCUGCUGCGCAGUGGCCCCGGCGCCGGCCCCGGGGACCCGGGGGGCCCCAACGGGAACCCCAGCAACAUCAACAACAACAACAGCAACACGGGCGGGCCCAACGCCGGCAGCAACCUCGAGAGCGGCGAUGGCGCCAACUGCAACCCCGGGAACUGCAACAGCAAUAACGGCGGCGUGCUCCCGUCAGCCCUGCCCCCGCUGGGGCCCAUGAAGAAGUACGAGGAGCCCCUGCAGUCCAUCAUCUCCCAGACGCAGAGUCUGGGGGGGCCGGGCUUGGACGACCCCCCGAUGGGGCCCCACCACGGCCUGCCGCCCCUCCACAACCCCGCCCACCCGCACCACCACCUCUCCUCGCCCUCCGGCCUGGACAUGGUGUCCGUGCUGGGGCCCGACGGGCUGACCCCGGAGCAGAUGGCCUGGAGGAAGCUGCAGGAGGAGUACUACCAGGAGAAGCGGCGGCAGCAGGAGAUGAACCCCCACCAUUACAGGAUGAUGCCUGAGAUGGGCAUGGGGGGAGGGCCGCCGUUCAUGAUGCGGGGGCCUCCUCCGCCCUACCACAGCAAGCCAGGGGAGCCACAGUGGGGCCCCGGGCCCAUGAUGGGCGGCGGCAUGGGAGGGGGUGGGAACGGACGCUUGAUAGACAUGCACCAAGAGGGCCCCCGGGGCCCGCGCUUCCUGGGACAGAUGCAGAGAGGACCGCCUCGUGGCGGGGGGGUGGGGGGUUAUCCUGGUAAUCCGGGAGUUCUGCCAAUGGAAGCUAUGGGGCACCAGAGGCCCCCCAGGCCAGGUAUGGUCUGGCUGGAUGAUGUGCCCCCCAACAUAGCAGGAGGGGGUCCAUUUCAGGGAUGCUACCCUCCUGGUGGGCCCGGUGGUCCCCCUCAGCACCUGCAGGGCGAUCCCGAUCGACCUUUGACCCGGGAGGAGAUGUUUCGCUUGCUGGAGAAGAGGCAGCUGCAGGGGCUACACAGGCUGGAACUGGACAGGUUAGCCAAGCAGCAGCAGGCCGGCCUGGGUGGGCCCAGGCUGAUGGACACCCCUGGGGGCGGAGGUUUCCCUAAUUCUGGGAUGGCAGGAGGCCCGCCCCCGCGGGGGGACCCCAUGGACUUCCCGAACUCGCGAGCGAUGAUGGGCUCUCCCAUUGGGGGCGCAGGGGGAGGUGGCCCUCCCAUGAGAGACCUGGUGGACUCUCCUCUGGGGCCCAACUUCGGCAUGAACGUGAACAUGAGCAUGAACCCACAGAUGAGCGGCCAGCAGCAGCAGAUGAUGCUGGUGCAGAAACUGCGUGGAGGCCCGGGGGGUGGGGGGCCUCUCGGGGAGAUGCUCAGCCCUGAGGAGAUUUCUCAGAUCAGGGCGGCGCAGAACGGCCGAGGGGGUGGAGGAGGGGUCGGGGCGCUGGGCAACAAAAGCAUGAUCCCAGGUGGAGGGGGUCCUCUUCAGUUCCCCAACCAGGGGCCCUUUCCGGGGGGUCAAGGGGGAGGCGGGUACCUUCAGGAGGGGGGUCCAGACGUGUUUGGGUCUGACCAGCAGGGACCCCCUCACAUGGGUGGGACCCCCAGGCUCAGUCACAUGCCCAUGAACUCGGGUCCACGAGGUGCAGACCUUGGCUCGCGUCACCCGUCAGACCUUUCCAUCAAUGUCAACCCAAUGGGCUCCCCAGCCAUGCCGCCCCCUCACCAGCUCAAGUCCCCCUCCAUUAGCCAGGAGGCGUCACCCCUGAUGCCCUCUCCCUCUGCCCCGAGCCUCAAAUCUCCCAGUCAGAUGCCCUCAGCGGGCCCUCCUCCACCCUCACUGCCAGCCACCACCGGUGCCGGGCCCCCGUCCUCUUCCAUGAAGUCUCCUCAGGUGAUGGGUCCCUCCUCUCUGGGGUUACGCUCCCCCGCGGGGUCUCCUGGACGCGUCCGAUCGCCGGCCAUGCCCAUCGCCUCCCCUGGGUGGACGGCUUCUCCAAAGACCACCAUGCCCAGUCCAGUAGGGCCACCCAGCGGCAAGGGAGGCGGUAACGGUGGGAGCAGCUCCAAUGAAAUAGGCCCGUCGCUGCCUCCGAGGAGUACAAACUCGACACCAAUCAGCCAGCCCGGCUCUAUGAAUCCCAGCAUGCCAUUCACCUCCUCUCCAGACGCCCCUCCGUCUCAGAACCCACUGUCUCUGAUCAUGUCUCAGAUGUCCAAGUACGCAAUGCCCAGCUCCACUCCACUCUACCAUGAAGCAAUUAAGACCAUUGCCACCUCUGAUGAUGAGAUGCCUCCAGACCGCCCCUUGCUGUCUGGCGUCAACAUGCCCGCAGGAAACAUGGGGAAUCAUCAGACCUCCCAGAUGCUUGCAUCUCAGAGCGCCAUGGGGCCUCACAGUGGUUCACAAAGCCCUAUGGGGAUGGUCCUUCAGGGGCAGGCUCAGCUUUCCCAUGAUCCCUCUGGGCCCAUGCUACACUCCCCUAACCCCAUGGGAAUACCUGGCAUGAACCCAGCCAUGAUGGGAGGUGGGGGCGGUCCCCCAGACGGGAUGGGACCCUGCAACAUCUCGCCCAUGCUCCCCCAAAACCAGAUGGGUGGCUUCUCCCGAAUGCAGACCCCUUCUCACGGGCCCCUGCACUCGCCCAGCCCUGGGAUGGGCCAGCAAUACCCCCAGCCCCCGGAGGACGUCCUCCCUCACCAUCAGCUCCACCUCCUCAACAAGGGCCUGUCCCACCAGCGGCCUCCGGACUCCUUCCACCCCAUGCCCAUGGGAGACGGCCCGGACCUGAGUGACGUGAUCCGUCCCACGCCCACCGGCAUCCCGGAGUUUGACCUGUCGCGCAUCAUUCCAUCCGACAAGCCCAGCAGCACCCUGCAGUACUUCCCCAAGAGCGAGGGCCUGUCCCAGCCGCAGCCCAACCCGCAGCCCCCGCCGACGCCCCAGCACCUCAAGCAGCACCCGCCCCCCGGCCCCCCGCACAGCACCAGCAACCCCUCCUCCAACCCCCACAUCGCCAACCUGCAGAACAUGAUGGCGGAGCAGCAGCUGCCCCCGCCUCACCCCUCCCACUCGGUGAUGCGCUCGGGGCUGGGCAUGCCUCCGGGGGGGCCCAGGGGCAUGGUGCCCGGGGGGGGCAUGGGGCCCAUGUGCCACCCAGGACACGGGAUGGGCAGGACAGGCAUGAUGUCCCAGCAGCAGCAGCAGCAGCAACAGCACCACCUACAGCAGCAGCAGGCUAUGAUGGCCAACAGCCUCCUGCAGCACCCCUCCCACCCCCACCCCGGUAUGAUGUCCCCCCAGCAGCAUCAGCAGAACAUCAUGGCCCAGCAGAACCUGAUGAUGAUGCAGGCCAAGCAGCGCAGCAUGUCCGUCCCAGGGGAUCCUUACGGCCAGCAGGGGCCGCUCAUGUCCCCUCAGGGCCCCAUGAUGGGCCCCCCACACCCGCAGUCAGGCAUGAUGGGCCCCCAGGCCCUCAGACAGCGGGGCAUGUCCCUGGACAGCCCCUUUGGUUAUGGCCCCGGAAGCAUGGCCAACAUGCCCUUUUGAACCCA